UGCUACCAAGCGGCCGGAAUCUGGCAUCCCUGGGUCGCACCGGCUUUACGGUUCACUUACAAUUUACGCGGCUCUUGGGAUUGUCGUUCACUGGGCAAAUUAUAUUUUUUGUUUUAAUCUGAAUUUGUGAUCUCUAAUUUUUUUCGCGCUACUUCACGUACAUUAACGCGUCAUGGGUAGACCAGGGUUUGGAGGACCACGAGGAGGAGGUAGAGGAGUAGGUCGUGGUGUAGGUGGAGGUGGCCGUGGCAUUGGUCGCGGGGGAGGUCGUGUAGAAAAACCACAGUUUGGUGGUGGAAGAGGUGGUGGAAGAGGUGGCCCAAGAGGUGGCCCAAGAGGUGGUGGAAGAGGUGGCCCAAGAGGUGGCAGCCGUGGAGGAAGAGGAGGAGGUGGAUUCAAAGGAGGAAAGAAUGUAUUUAUUGAGCCCCAUCGACAUGAAGGAGUAUUUAUUGCUCGUGGAAAGGAAGAUGUACUAGUAACUAUGAGUAUAGCACCCGGAAUAUCUGUGUACGGAGAGAAGAGAAUCAAAUGUGAAGAUAAUACAAAUCCCGAAGAACAGCUCGAGUACAGGGUGUGGAAUCCAUUCAGAUCCAAGUUAGCUGCCGCGAUUCUCGGGGGGAUCGAGAAGAUUCAUAUAUCUCCUGGAAGUAAAGUGCUAUACUUAGGCGCAGCAUCAGGCACUAGUGUGUCUCAUGUCGCAGAUAUAGUCGGUCCGGGAGGAAUCGUUUACGCAGUGGAGUUUUCACAGAGAACAGGAAGAGAUCUAAUCGACGUUGCUAAAAAAAGACACAAUAUCAUUCCUAUAGUUGAAGACGCGCGACAUCCUUUCAAGUACCGUAUGCUUGUAGGAAUGGUAGACACCAUCUUCGCGGAUGUCGCACAGCCGGAUCAGGCUCGUAUCGUUGCAUUCAACGCGCAGUAUUAUCUCAAAAACGGCGGGCACUUUCUUAUAUCUAUCAAGGCAAGUUGCGUAGAUUCGACCGCACAACCGGAAGCAGUAUUUGCUCUAGAAAGAAAAAAACUGUUAGAAGAAAAUCUGGUACCCGUAGAACAAAUUACUCUCGAGCCGUACGAGAGAGAUCACGCUAUUGUUGGUGGCGUCUUCAGACCAUCAAAGGAUAAGAAAGCAACCUAACUUUAAAUUUCAUUACAUAAAUAAUGAAUUUUGUAUGUAUAAAUGUAUAUAACUGUGCCAGUUUGUUGUGUAAAUGUUUACGCAUCCAUUUUCGUACCUUCUCUGACUGACUGCGUUCCGAUAUUCACUGCCAAUAUUAGAAAUUUAUAGUACAUGUUUUUAUUGAUGGUUUUUAUAGAUCUUUAGUAGGCAGUGAAUAUCGGAAUGCAACCUCUAUAGUUUAAGAUAUAAUAAAAUAUAAUAAAAAAAACUGACAACAGCUAAACAAUAGUACGCAACAGCUGGUCAUAGUAUUUACAUUUUUGUUUUGAUUCGAGAUCUUGCGAUUAUAUAUUUUUCUCGCUCAAGGAUACAUUUUUAUAUCCUAAAUCGUAUUUCAAACUCUGUGCAGCGAAUUGUAGAUUGUAUGAGACACGAUAUUUAUUAAGAACGUGAAAAAAGAUGAUUUAUACGGAUUGUUUAUAUCUACAAAUUUAUCUUAUAUUCACGGAUCAACAAAUUUUUAUUUUAUAUGUACGGACGUACGAAAAAAGAAAAAAAAAGUAACUAUGAUAAGAGGAAUGUACAUAUAUUCCUCUUAUUGUAGUUACAGCUUUGUUCUUUUUUUUUUCAGAAAAAAAAAAAAAUAAAAGACAAUAUGUGUACGUCAUUUCGUAUGUCAUCACACUAGCAGUUGUCAUCGCAAAUAUGUUUUGGCAAUUUGGAUUUUAAUAAAUUGAAACUGCACAGAAUAA
Messenger RNA from Pseudomyrmex gracilis, 1869 nucleotides. RefSeq names its product rRNA 2'-O-methyltransferase fibrillarin (gene Fib). Gene Ontology annotation, molecular function: histone H2AQ104 methyltransferase activity; rRNA methyltransferase activity; RNA binding. NCBI's taxonomy places the organism in Eukaryota, Metazoa, Arthropoda, Insecta, Hymenoptera, Formicidae. The transcript has 5 exons. The record is from RefSeq and is a predicted model, not a curated record. Gene Ontology annotation, biological process: box C/D sno(s)RNA 3'-end processing; rRNA methylation. Gene Ontology annotation, cellular component: Cajal body; small-subunit processome; nucleolus. The coding region runs from base 173 to 1135 and encodes 320 amino acids.